GGCCUAAGGCUCGGGGGCCGGCGGCGGCGGCAGCAGGGAGCUGGGAAGCGAGAAGCCGGGAGCGCGGGGGCUCAGUCGGGGGGCGGCGGCGGCGGCGGCUCCGGGGAUGGCGGCGGCUCCGCUGCUGCUGCUGCUGCUGCUCGUGCCCGUGCCGCUGCUGCCGCUGCUGGCCCAGGGGCCCGGGGGGGCGCUAGGAAACCGGCAUGCGGUGUACUGGAACAGCUCCAACCAGCACCUGCGGCGAGAGGGCUACACGGUGCAGGUGAACGUGAACGAUUAUCUGGAUAUUUACUGCCCGCACUACAACAGCUCAGGGGUGGGCCCCGGGGCGGGGCCAGGGCCCGGAGGCGGGGCGGAGCAGUACGUGCUGUAUAUGGUGAGCCGGGACGGCUACCGCACCUGCAACGCCAGCCAAGGCUCCAAGCGCUGGGAGUGCAACCGACCGCACGCCCCCCACAGCCCCAUCAAGUUCUCGGAGAAGUUCCAGCGCUACAGCGCCUUCUCUCUGGGCUACGAGUUCCACGCCGGCCACGAGUACUACUACAUCUCCACGCCUACCCACAACCUGCACUGGAAGUGUCUGAGGAUGAAGGUGUUCGUCUGCUGCGCCUCCACAUCGCACUCCGGGGAGAAGCCGGUCCCCACUCUCCCCCAGUUCACCAUGGGCCCCAAUGUGAAGAUCAACGUGCUGGAAGACUUUGAGGGAGAGAACCCCCAGGUGCCCAAGCUUGAGAAGAGCAUCAGCGGUACCAGCCCCAAGCGGGAACAUCUGCCCCUGGCGGUGGGCAUCGCCUUCUUCCUGAUGACACUCUUGGCCUCCUAGCUCUGCCCCCUCCCUUGGAGGGGAGAGAUGGGACGGGGCUGGGACAGAGCAGGGAGCCUUUGGCCUCUCCAGGGAAGCCUAGCCGUGGGGCCUAGACCCCUCCUCCGAUGGCUGGAAGUGGGGUCUGCACCAUACAUCUGUGCUCACCCCUUCUGUCCCCUCCCCACCAAGUAGGGCACUGUAGUGGGCCAGGCACAGGCACAGCCAUGGGUCCCAAGUGGCCUUGUGGCUCUGAUAAUGUUUGGUACCAAACCCGGGAGCUGUGAAGGGCAGUGCUCAGGACUCCCUGCCCCCUGGUACCUUUCUGUGACCCCUGGUGCCCUCCCCUUUGUCCCCCCCCCAAGAGGCAAAUGUGCCCCAGAGAGAGCAAAUCGAAGUGUGGGAGACACCCCCAGUCACUCUCUUCCAGGGCCAGAACACCGGGAGGGGACUAGAUGGGUGAGGGGGUGGCUCCGCCGGCUGCCCCUCCCCUGUUUACAGCAAUAAGCACGUCCUCCUCCCACUCCCACUCCCAGGACUGUGGUUUGGAUUGAAUCCAAGUUUACAAGCAGACACCGCUGUGGGGGCCGCCGACAGUGGACAAGGGUGACAAGGGGUGGGCAUUGGGGUGCCAGGCAGGCAUGUACAGACUCUAUAUCUCUAUAUAUAAUGUACAGACGGACAGAAUCCCUCCCCCUCCUUAACCCCCUGACCUUCCUUGACUUCCCCCUCCAGCUUCAGACCCCUUCCCCACCAGGCUAGGCCCCCCCCCCAUGGGGGACCCCCUGGCCCCUCUUUUGUCUUCUGUGAAGACAGGACCUAUGCAACGCACAGACACUUUUGGAGACCGUGAGACAACAAUGCCCCCUCCCCUCCAGCCCUGAGCCAGGACCCAGCUCCCAGGACCUUGCCCUGCCCAUCCUCUGUGGUCCCCACCCAUCCUCCUGGGCCUUUUUCAAGUGCUUUGGCUGUGACUUUCAUACUCUGCUCUUAGUCUAAAAAAAAUAAACUGGAGAUAAAAAUAA
Molecule: messenger RNA, 1827 nt
Organism: Cervus elaphus (red deer)
Lineage: Eukaryota; Metazoa; Chordata; Mammalia; Artiodactyla; Cervidae
Gene: EFNA3
Product: ephrin A3
Exons: 5
Coding region: 107-823 (238 amino acids)
Biological process (GO): axon guidance; ephrin receptor signaling pathway
Cellular component (GO): plasma membrane
Molecular function (GO): ephrin receptor binding
Source: RefSeq, a predicted model, not a curated record